This is a messenger RNA of Bacidia gigantensis, 564 nucleotides long. RefSeq lists its product as uncharacterized. The transcript is spliced from 3 exons. The record is from RefSeq and is a predicted model, not a curated record. The coding region runs from base 1 to 564 and encodes 187 amino acids. Lineage: Eukaryota; Fungi; Ascomycota; Lecanoromycetes; Lecanorales; Ramalinaceae.
AUGACUUCUCAGAGUCAAGUCAUUACAAUUGGCGUCAUAUUCUUGCUUCUACCGACUGCAUUUGUUGUGUUGAGGAUAUGGGCAAAGACAAUGAGCCGUGGAGGGCUUGCGUGGGAUGAUUUCAUGAUAUUCGGCGCCUUGCUUGGACAGCAUCAAAGUCAUUCACCAGAAGGAAUGCCACUACUUAAUGACCCGCGCUUCCUGCUCUACGAAAAGUGCAAAUUCGCGCUCAACAUGCUCACAUAUGUUGGAUACGGCUUCUCGAAGGCUUCGAUACUGAUCCUGUACUUACGCAUAUUUGAUGUGAAGGCCUUUCGUAUCUGGCCCCAAAUUCUACUUGGCGUGGUAGGUGCCUGGACGGUGGCUUUCUUUCUUGCAAGUCUCUUCCAGUGCUAUCCGAUUUCCGCCUUGAUCGAGCCCUUCUACCACAGAAAAUGUAUCAAUGGACUUCCCCUGUGGUACACGGGCGGCGUCACCGACAUUGUCAUCGAUUUUGGGAUAUUGGCCAUGCCAGUGCCAAUGGUCCUGAGGCUGAAACUCCCUGGAAGCAGAAGCUGGGUGUGA